Molecule: messenger RNA, 1288 nt
Organism: Nyctereutes procyonoides (raccoon dog)
Lineage: Eukaryota; Metazoa; Chordata; Mammalia; Carnivora; Canidae
Gene: FFAR3
Product: free fatty acid receptor 3
Biological process (GO): cellular response to fatty acid; G protein-coupled receptor signaling pathway
Cellular component (GO): plasma membrane
Molecular function (GO): G protein-coupled receptor activity
Source: RefSeq, a predicted model, not a curated record
CGAGCAUCCUCUCUGAGACAGCCCAUGAGCAAGGCGCAGAGUUGUGGAAUUUGCUCCUCAUUUUGCAUACUGGCACGGUGCUGGUAAUGGAGCUAAAGGCAUCUUUUGUGUGAUUGCUCAACGGGGAAUGAUGUCAUGGGUCUUUAUCAGUUCUUCCAGAUAAAGAGCUAACUAUACUGCUCUGCAGGAGCCGACAAGGUGCUGGGGGCAGAGCAGCUGGGUUCUCAAAGAAGCAGUGGCCAUCACCAUGGACACAAGCCCGGACUUGGCCUUCUUCCCCGGCAAUCACUGGCUCUACUUCUCUGUGUACCUCUUCACCUUCCUCGUGGGCCUCCCUCUCAACCUGGUGGCCCUGGUGAUCUUCCUGGGCAAGCUGCGGCGGCGCCCGGUGGCCGUGGACGUGCUCUUGCUCAACCUGACCAUCUCCGACCUGCUCCUGCUGCUCUUCCUGCCAUUCCGCAUGGUGGAGGCGGCCAGCAGCAUGCGCUGGCCCCUGCCCUUCAUCUUCUGCCCCUUCUCCGGAUUCCUCUUCUUCACCACCAUCUAUCUUACUUCCCUCUUCCUGGCAGCUGUGAGCGUCGAGCGCUUCCUGAGCGUGGCCUACCCCCUAUGGUACAAGGCCCGGCCAAGGCCUAGACAAGCCGGCCUGGUCAGUGGGGCCUGCUGGCUCGUGGCCGGCGCGCACUGCAGCGUGGUCUACAUCACUGAAUUCUCAGGGAACUCCCCCUACAGCCACACCAACAAUGACACCUGCUACUUGGAAUUCCAGGAGAACCAGCUGGCUAUUCUCCUGCCCGUCAGGCUGGAGAUGGCUGUGGUCCUUUUCGGGGUGCCCCUGCUCAUCACCAGCUACUGCUACGGCCAUCUGGUAUGGGUGCUCAGCAGGGGAGCCAGCCACCGGAGGCGGCGGAGGGUGGUUGGGCUUGUGGCAGCCACCCUGCUCAACUUCCUCGUCUGCUUCGGGCCCUACAAUGUGUCUCACGUCGUGGGCUACAUCCGGGGUGAAAGCCCAGCGUGGAGAAGUUAUGUGUUGCUUCUUAGCAUCCUGAAUUCCUGUGUCGACCCCCUUGUCUACUACUUCUCAUCAUCCGGAUUCCAGGCUGACUUUCACGGGCUGCUGAGAAGGCUGACUGGGGGCUGGCGCCCCUGGAGGGAGGAGGGCAGCCUGAAGCUGAAAGAGAAGAAUGAGGAGGGGCAGCCGCGGGAGCUGUCCAACGUAGAGAGCAGGGAGUGGACUCCAGAGGGCUGUGGAGUGGGUGCCUGAGCUGCCUAGCACUUCCCAGCUUGA